CUGCGGACAUCUGAUAGGGAAAUGUUUAGCGCUGUGUCCGUUACCUUGAAUUGUGUUUUGUAGGGUUUUUUUUCCCCUUCAUGACGUAAGCGCGUGCGAUCUUUCGGGAGUUUCCAUUUGAAAACGAAUCCCCGAAUGAUGCACUUCGUUAGCGUGCCGUGCGCCUGGAAGUUAAGUAGUUGUUUUUACACAAAGAAUAUUUGUAGACCUAAGCAACUCAGUGCCCGUAUUAGAGCCCCAGAGUGCUAAUCUACAGGAUUAGUGUUUUUGAAGAGGAAAUAUGGGGAUAUUUGUACAAUCAGUUUUAAAUUUACGAGUGUGGAGGUUGGUUUAUAUUGGCUCUUUUACUUUCUGGUCUUUCCACCCACCAAAAAUCCUUUAUGAUGUCACCAUACAAAGGAGAUUAUUCCCUUAGCUCUAAUCUUCGUCCUUUCCUUAUCUUUCAUCUGCUCUUUAAGACUCCUCCCAUAUCUUUUCCCCUUAAAGGUCCAUCCAGAUUACAGUGUGUAAUUAGUAGAAGUUUACAGAACGAUUGCCUCCUUUCAUCGUUGAUGUAAAUUGUUACAAACCAUAUUUCAGUCUCUUCCAACUUACAGAAAAUUGGAUUUAAACUGAUGGUCAAAAUUACGGUAGUAUUUCUAUUCCAUUGGAAGGCUCAGUGUUUGCAUGUGGGCAGAAGUUACUAAGUAUGUCUCUUAGAACUAAAUGAUGUCUGAGCUAGUGGUAGAAGUGAAAGUCUGUGCAUUCAAUGCAGAUUUGAAGGAUUUUGACUGGGAAUUAGAAAAGAAAAAGGUAACCCCUACACCUGCUGCUCUACAAUAACAUUCACCCUAAUGUUGAUCUGUAGAGCACAGUGAGAAGACAUACCAGGAUGUAAUCUUUUACUCACAGGGUCUAGCACCAACUGAUCCAGGCAUUCAUCGUUGAUAGAAGACUCUCUAGAGUCAUCUAGUUUUAGCAUCUUUUGAGUCCUCUUUCUGAGUUGUUUAUGGUAUUUAUGUCUAUUUGGAAGCUUAUGGAAAAUGAGCCUAAUCAAAGUAGCAAAACACUAUUAUUGAGAAAGAAGCAGAAAAAUAUUCCAGAGGCAAAUAAAGUAACUGUUUAUUUCAUCUGGUGUUUCACUGUGUUGGUGACCUCGAUAAUGGCAUGAUGAUAUUUUUCUGAGGCUGACUUGAAUUCCACCAGAUGCUUCUCAUAACUUUUGAUGGCUUCUUGAAGCUGUGUUUUCUCCACUGCUCCCAGGAUGGCACGGAAGAUCAUAUCUAUGCCAAGGCCAAGAACAGCAACUCCUAUGCUACCAAGGAGAGAAGCACCAAUUUGAGCUAACACAGUGACCAACUUGUUAAUUAUGCCAGUUGUGAUGUUUGAGCCCACGAGUUUAACAGCCACUGCACUGGCAGCAGAAGUAGCUUCUCCCAGGAUGACUGAAAUAACCUUUUGUACUAUUGCAAUUUUCUCGGUUUCUUUUUCCUUAAUAUCCUGAAGUUUUCUAUAAAGGGUUGGCUCUAGUUUAUCUUUUAGUGCUUCAUCAACCUUUUGCAAUUCUUUUUGGAUCUUCAUCAUGGCUUGGAUGAUGAUAUCACAGUUUUCUUUGAUGGUCGCAUCUCUUUUCAUUUCAGUGGAGGCCAGCCUGCACCCUAAGUGCGUAUUUAAAACCCCAAUCAGCUUAUUGGUGGCAUGGAAGCUGUCAGAUAAGCAGUCAAGGAGCUCCUGGUGAAGACGAUUUACUUCUUGCCGCCUUUUUGGGUUCUCUGGGUAGAGGAAGUCACUUUGAGCCAUAUUUCAAAUAUGAUCUCUGAAAAAUACAAUAAUAAAUCUUUACUAGAAAUCUUGAAAAAUAUCUGCUGGAUGUAUAGAUUUGACCAGGAAAUCUUUUACUUUAUGAAUAGCAAUGUAGUAUGCUAUCUAAGGAAUUUCUCAGAAAACUCAACAAGUUCUUCAAAACAAUUUUUUGAAACUUGGAGUCAGUGUAUGAAAAUAUGGGUAACAUAAUACAACUUGUUGAUGCAUUAAUUAUGGCAUUAGGUCUUGCAGAGGGGGGGAGAUCCUAGAUAGGAAAGAUUUGUGUUUAUCUAGCAUCUGAUUAUUAAUAAAUGAUUAUUUCCAAGUAAUAUUUAAUAACAUAUUUGAAAUGGUUAGCUCUUGAUUACCAGUGCUCCUUAAUUUCCUCAACCUCUAGUCACCACAUUGAAUAGACCAACCAGAUUGAUUUUUCUAAUAUUUGGAAUUAAAUUAGUAGAGUCAGAAGAAUAUUAAGAUCUCUGAGUUUACAGGGCAAUAAUUGCUAAUUUUGUUUGUAUACUCUGUUAUCUUAAUUUACAAUAUUCAAAACAGUCUUUAUGUCUUUACAGGUCAAUUAUUUGCUCUCCAAACCUAAGAGGCAUCCAAAGGCAACACAUAUAACAUUAGAAUGUUUACCAAAAAAUCCUCGUGAUAACAGUUUAUUUUCAAGAUUCCUUAGAUUACAAUCUCACUUGGAGAGACAGUGGGCAUCAUGGAAGGGACAGGGCGGUUCUGACUAUCUCUCUGGUUCUCCAUUGGCAAAGCUUAUAAAUUAAAUUAUUUAGAAUUGUCUAUAUUACACUUGACCAUUAUUCAGAUACGCUGGAGUUAGCCUCAGAAAGAAGAUAAUGUCAUUUCACAAAGGUAUUAGGGAAUAAGUAGCGAGGGUACAUCACAGAAUGAGUAAAAUAAGCCUGGUGUUUGUAGCCUGCUUGUGUCUGUACUUUGGGCUCAGAGAAAGAAGGCAUAAGCAACACCCUUCUGAGUGAAUUUGGGUGAAAGUUUGAAGCUGGUGAGUACGAUGUCCCUGAGUAUGCACAGCUGGAGUAGCCUGGCGAUUCGCCUGACACGUGGAUAUUUCAUUUGAAUUCUUGGAGGAAAGAAGGAGAAAAUGGAGUCCUUUACACCUGUGUGGGAUCUGGUACAUCCUCUCUUUGUGUAAACAACAUCCUAAUUAAUCUGGGCCCUGUCUUUCUAGGACCAUUGUUCUUAGCCUAGAUAUUGGGAACCUCAGAAGCAUGGGGGGAAGGAAUGAAGAUGUUUUCUCUCAAGAAGGUAGACAUGAACAUAACCUAUCCUCCAAGUUAUAAAGAUACAGUUUGGAAAUGGAAAGGGGAAAAUUUUUGAAAAUGGAUUAGGAACAUAAUAAUUUUUGCUCUUAAUUUUAGGAAAAUGCACUAGUACCCCUGGUGGAAUAAAUUGUAUCAUGGUCAGAAAUUCAUUUUUAUCUUUGAUUUAGAUACAGUACACACACACACACACACACACACACACACACACGACAGAUACAAAUGUCCACAAAUUAGAAUAUAUCUCAAUUCCGUUUAAAGAAAUUGUUUGUUCAAGGGAUAUUAAAUAUUCCUCAAACUCACCAUUGGGUUGCAAACUGCAAUUUGAUAACCACAAAUUGGGACUUUGAUUUUUGCUUUUUUCUCCUAGAAAUUUUAUGUUAAACUGUUUUCUCUUUUGGUUCCUAGUUUUCAGAUCUUAUCAUGAAGUGAAAACUCCAGUUUCUGACUUUGAAUUUAGAAGAUCACCGACUACAUCCCCGUUCAGAUAUUUAGUGCUGAAACAUUUCUGCUGAAGAAAUGUCUUCAGGGUCAGAAAAGGAUAAAGAGAGGCUCGUUCAAGCUGCCAAAACCUUCUUCUUCCACAUGCAAGAUCUUGCUUCCUUCACAAAUGCACUCACCGAAUUGUUUAACAGCAGUAUGAACACUCAGAUCUUCUUGACGGCUGUGAAAGAAGAUGGUAAUGUUAAGGAUGUCUUUGAAUAGAUGCUCAAAACUUUUAAGGAGAUGCAAUCUGCAGUGGUGGCACAGCAGGACAAAAUGCAAAGUGAACCUUUAUGUUCCAAGAUUGCAACAGCUAUGUGCUCUGUGCUUGAGAAGAGUAGCAGUGUAAAGGAGUUGCAACAGUCAGCCAAAGAAAUGUUCAAAAAUGUCCAUACACCGGUCAUUGCCUCUGUGCUGAAUAAUGGUAACAUCCUUGAGAGUUUGGAAUCUUCUCUUUCACUCUUGAUGAAAUAUCCCAUCAUGAAUCUUCAGUUAAGUGACUUCUAUAGAAAAGACACCAAAGAGCAAUCAGAUGAUACCACAUCUGAGAAAAGCCCAAGUCCUGGUCCAUCCAAAGCCACUACAAUAGACACCUUGAAAAAGUUGCAGGAUGCACUAAACACUGAGAAUGCCAAGGAUACCAUCGAGUCAGCUGCAGAGCAGAUGGAGCAAAUUGUCAAAACUAUGGGAGCAAUCUUAGAGAUCCUCCAAAAAGCCACAAAAACUAUGGAAACCAAGUUUUCUGUGUUUAAGAAAGCCAAGGACUAGUAGGAGUGCAACAGUAGUGCUCAUUUCUGUCAGAAAACCAAUUCAAAUCCUGCGAGUGUUUAUAGGACUUUCUAAGACCUUGGAUGCCAGACAUGUGGUCUGUUGGGACAUGAGUUUGAAGAGUAGUCACCUGGCAAAGCGUUUACCUCAAGUUUUGCUUUAUUCAAAUAAAAAUA
This is a messenger RNA of Balaenoptera acutorostrata (minke whale), 4498 nucleotides long. It is a transcript of the gene C11H12orf60, whose product is annotated as chromosome 11 C12orf60 homolog. Lineage: Eukaryota; Metazoa; Chordata; Mammalia; Artiodactyla; Balaenopteridae. The transcript has 3 exons. The record is from RefSeq and is a predicted model, not a curated record.